Messenger RNA from Phytophthora nicotianae INRA-310, 141 nucleotides. RefSeq lists its product as hypothetical. The record is from RefSeq and is a predicted model, not a curated record. NCBI's taxonomy places the organism in Eukaryota, Oomycota, Peronosporomycetes, Peronosporales, Peronosporaceae. The transcript has a single exon. Bases 1 to 141 code for a protein of 46 amino acids.
AUGCUGAACUGGUCGGGACAACCGCUUGUCGGUUUUGGAGUAAAAGCCGAAGUGAGGGAGGCCCACGUCAAUGAACAGCGCGAAGCCAUCGUUGGAGCGUACUCAAAGAAAGUGCCCCAACGCUUGAAGACGGGCAAAUAA